AUGGUUUCAACAAAUCUCAUUCAAAUGCCAUUAGAAUUGCCCUUAGAUCACCAAGCAGAUGACUUGGAGGCUGAGUUCGUCGAAAUUGAUCCAUCCGGUCGUUAUGGGCGAUACAAAGAAGUGCUAGGGAAAGGUGCUUGCAAAAAUAUAUAUAGAGCAUUUGAUGAAUUGGAAGGAAUUGAAGUAGCUUGGAACCAAAUAAAGGUUUCUGAUUUUGUGAGGAACCAUGAACAGUUGGAGCGUUUAUACUCCGAAGUUCAUUUGCUCAAAACACUUAAGCACAAGAACAUUAACAAGUUCUACAACUCAUGGGUUGAUACGAAGAACGAGCAUAUCAACAUCAUCACCGAGAUUUUUACAUCCGGGACAUUACGACAGUACCGCAAGAAGCAUACACAUGUGGAUUUGCGAGUAUUGAAGAAUUGGUCCACACAAAUACUAGAAGGACUAGAGUAUCUUCAUAGUCACAACCCACCAAUAAUUCAUCGUGACCUUAAGUGUGACAAUAUUUUUGUUAAUGGAAAUCAAGGAGAGGUAAAGAUAGGUGACGUUGGACUAGCUGUGAUUCUUCGCCAAGCUCAUUCUGCUUACAGUGUGAUUGGAACUCCAGAGUUUAUGGCACCAGAGCUUUAUGAAAAGGAUUACAACGAACUGGUAGAUAUAUAUGCGUUUGGGAUGUGCCUACUUGAAUUGGUGACUUUUGAGUAUCCAUAUGUUGAAUGCGCCAAUGCUGCUGAAAUAUAUAGGAAAGUGACAUCAGGUGUAAAGCCAGCUUCAUUAGCAAAAGUUAAGGAUCUGGAGAUCAAAUCACUUAUUGAAAAGUGUAUUGCAAAGGUCUCUGAUAGGUUGAAUGCCAAAGAACUGUUGAUGGAUUUUCUUCAUGAAAACAUAAAUGAACGAUCAAAACCAAGUCCCCAUGCAGGUAAUAUUUGCAAGCUUGAAAAUGCUGAAACUCUUAAUGACAAUACGACCGAUAACCCUAGAAAUUUCAGCAUUGAAGGUCAAAAAGAAGACCAGGACACGGUUUUUUUUAAACUAAGUAUGGAUGAUACAACAGGUAAUACUCAGAAUAUUCAUUUCCCAUUUGAUAUCAAACUUGAUACCGCCACUGCAGUGGCAAGAGAAAUGGUCGAGGAGCUGGAUUUAACAGAACAAGAUGUGCCUGCAAUUGCUGAGAUGAUUAAAUCAGAAAUCAAGUCAUGUUACCCUAGUUGGGCAGUGACUGAUUUAUCUGAUCAUGAGAUCAAUGAUGUCUACUCUGACUCUAUCGUUGACCCCCAACCUGAAUCUCCAUCCCAAUCAACAAAAAGAACUGGUGCCUCUCCUGGAUCGAUAUCUCUUGAAAGAUUACCUUCUGGUGGAAAAUAUUGGACUGAUGCACCCAAAAGUGGUUGUUCUUCACUCAAACUCAUACCUUUUGAUGGUGAGGACCAUGGUUCGAGUCAUGGUGAACCAACUAAAAAAAUGGAUAAACUCUUGCAAGAUGAUGAUGAUGAUGUAGAUAUGAUUGUAAAGAAACUGCAACUUUUAAUUGUGAAGCAGAAAAGAGAGUUGGAUGAACUUAAGAAGAGACACGGAUUGAUUAUAUAUGAUAUUUUGAUGAAACUUGCUCCCAAAACUCGACAACAAGUUUUUAAUACUUGUAGUAAAGUUGAGGUCUUGAAAGCAUGCAUCGUGGAUAAGUACACAGAUUAUGAUCGUUCAUUUGCCAUAAAAGCCGAAGAUUUGCAUAUUUCUGCGAACGUUGGAGAGAAGGAACGAGUAGCUGACAGCAGUUACCCAAGAAAUAUGUUCAGACACAAGUUUAAAACUGGGAUUGAGUAUAUGGCACCAAACUUGGGCCUCGCUUUAGUUUUGGAAAGCGAUAGCUUUGGUUGACAUUCGAGCAUCGA
Erigeron canadensis is the source of this 1892-nucleotide messenger RNA. Its product is annotated as probable serine/threonine-protein kinase WNK3. The transcript has 9 exons. The record is from RefSeq and is a predicted model, not a curated record. Gene Ontology annotation, molecular function: protein serine/threonine kinase activity; ATP binding. NCBI's taxonomy places the organism in Eukaryota, Viridiplantae, Streptophyta, Magnoliopsida, Asterales, Asteraceae. Gene Ontology annotation, cellular component: cytoplasm. Gene Ontology annotation, biological process: protein phosphorylation; intracellular signal transduction. The coding region runs from base 1 to 1878 and encodes 625 amino acids.